UCAUGACGUAGAGCCUAGCAACCGCGCAGGCUCGUAGCCGAGACCGUUAUGGCUGCCGCCGCCCCGAGCAGGAUGAGAGGCGCUGUACAAGCCAAGCUGCCGCCCAAGCCAGGCAUCCAGGUUCCCACGGGGCUGGCGCGGCCGCUGGUCCUGGCGGUCCUGCUUGCGUCUGUCCUCAUAUCCAGCGCUUUGUCACAGACUCACGCGUCGAGCCAGCCUACACUCCAGCCGAAUGUUUCUACUCCAGACAGGAAAGCUUUAACGUCUGAAAACCAAACCGGACCUUCUCCUUCCCAAGUCAGUACCACCCUCUCUCCCGCGACUCGCACAGAGAAAAGCAGAGUGGCGUCCGUGUCCCCUUAUUCCUCGCCUGCGACUUCUCUGUCCCAAGAGGAAGCCGACCACAACGAGGAUCCCAGCAUAGAGGAGGAGGACCUCCUGACCCUGAACAGUUCCCCGCCCACUGCCAGAGACACGCUGGACAACGGCGAUUACGGAGAACCGGACUACGACUGGACCGCCAGUCCCAGGGACGAGGAGUCCAACGAGGCCUUGGAAGAAAACAGGAGCUACAUGGAGAUUGAACAGUCAGUGCGCUCUUUCAAGACCCCGCCCUCAAAUGUAGAGGAGGAAGAUAGCCAUUUCUUUUUCCAUCUUAUUAUUUUUGCCUUUUGUAUUGCUGUUAUUUAUGUUACAUAUCACAACAAAAGGAAGAUUUUCCUUCUGGUUCAAAGCAGGAAAUGGCGUGAUGGUCUUUGUUCUAAAACAGUGGAAUAUCAUCGUCUAGACCAGAAUGUGAAUGAGGCAAUGCCUUCUCUGAAGAUUACCAAUGAUUAUAUAUUUUAAAGCACUGUGAUUUGAGUCUGCUUAUUAUGUAAUUUUAUUUGCUUGACUUUUUAUAUGAUAUUGUGCAGAUGUUUGCCAUUGGCAGUUAGUACUUAAGUGAGAGGUGGGCCUCUCUUUAUUUUGCCUCGGUGCUUUGGUAAUGAAGUAUCACAAACAAGGAGUCUAUAAUUUUUUAUCUACAUUUUUAGAGGUGAACUCAAUCAGGUGUCCAAAACGUGGAGCUAAGCGUUACCUGUUCGUUUUUAUUGUCUUAGAUUUCUUUACUGUACUUCUUCUGGAAGUGUUGGUAUGCUCCGUUUAAAGAUCCUAGACUUGUAAGUUCUAACAUAUCUGAUUGCUGGCUCAAAUUCUCUUUCUGCCACCCAGAUGCUGUUUCUUAAGCACACAUUUCUUUGUGCUCCCAAACUGUAAUUUACAAGGAUGUAUAUCAAAAUGCUUUGCAUAUAAGUAACAUUUUUUUCUUCCAGGACGGUUGCUUUAGAUAUUUUUGGAUAAUUUAUAGGUAAUUUAUUAUUGCUCAUUCUGACCACAGUUUUAGGCAACCCAUUAAUAAAUGUGUCUAGAAAAUCUGGCGCUAAAGACUGCAGUUUGCAAUGGACAUAAAUAAAAUGUUAUAUGGAAAACAUUUUUUGGGUUGAAUUACUGAGCUAAAUUGAGGGUUAGAAAUCGUGGUAAAAUAUUAAAUGCUUACAGUUGCUUUUAGUUAGCAAUUGAUUAUAGCACGGGUUCCUCUAAGUUUGAAUAAAUUUUAGGAGCCAUUGUCACUUUCAAAUUAAAACUAUGCCCGAAUGAAGUUGUUUGUGUACCUAAAGGAUAUUUGUGUGCACUGACUCGUUCUCCUCUUGUAUUGGUUUUGUUUUCUUCUUUUUUUUUAGUUAUGACUGGUAAUUAUUUACUGUAUUUAAUUUUAGCCUGUCUUUCUAGCAUAAGAAAUUGAUCGGUAUGUAAAUAUGUGAUUUGAACCGUGGGUGACUUACAAGUGUCACCACAACUUUUUAAAAAACAUAACCCUCAUACAUGUUAAACGCCACUCACAAAGGCUGGUGAGCCAGUGGGCAUGUGCUUUGUGUAGAGAUGGAAGAGGCAGGACAGUCUGUCAUUUCUCUCGAGUGGACAAUUCACUGUUACAAUAAGGAAGGGAAGCACAAUGGAAAUACACCUGAACUGUUUUAUUGCAGUAAUUUUUUUCAUAUCUGGAAUUGUAUUAUUUCAUAUUUUGAAUAAGAUUUUAAAAAU
This is a messenger RNA of Phacochoerus africanus (Common warthog), 2082 nucleotides long. RefSeq names its product chromosome 4 C5orf15 homolog (gene C4H5orf15). The record is from RefSeq and is a predicted model, not a curated record. The coding region runs from base 49 to 846 and encodes 265 amino acids. The transcript is spliced from 3 exons. Lineage: Eukaryota; Metazoa; Chordata; Mammalia; Artiodactyla; Suidae.